Molecule: messenger RNA, 915 nt
Organism: Lagopus muta (rock ptarmigan)
Lineage: Eukaryota; Metazoa; Chordata; Aves; Galliformes; Phasianidae
Product: C-factor-like
Exons: 7
Coding region: 41-820 (259 amino acids)
Source: RefSeq, a predicted model, not a curated record
AGCAAACAACAUAUGGAAUAGGAGAAGCAGGAGAAGCAACAUGGGAGAGCUGCGUGUCCGCUCCGUUCUGGUGACUGGGGCCAACCGGGGAAUCGGCCUCGGGCUGGUCCGGCACCUGCUGGCAUUGCCAAACCCACCUGAGUGGGUCUUUGCAACUUGUCGCGACCCCAAGGGACAGCGAGCGCAGGAGCUGCAGAAAUUGGCCUCCAAGCACCCCAACCUGGUCAUCGUCCCGCUCGAAGUCACCGAUCCCGCCAGCAUCAAGGCGGCCGCAGCCAGCGUCGGGGAGCGCCUCAAGGGCUCGGGGCUGAACCUCCUCAUCAACAACGCUGGGAUUGCAAAGAUACAUUCAAUUGACAAUGAAACACUGAAGGACAUGGCCGAGGUGUACACCACCAACACCAUUGCACCUCUGCUGCUCAGCCAGGCGUUCCUGCCUCUGCUGAAGAAGGCAGCCCAGGGCAGCACGGGCUCGGGGAUGAGCUGCAGCAAGGCAGCCAUCGUCAACAUUUCCAGCAUUGGGGGUUCCAUCAAAGAAAUGUUUUCAUGGGACAUUACAAACUGCGUGUCUUACCGGUGCAGCAAGGCUGCUCUCAACAUGCUCACCAGGUGCCAGUCCAUGGGGUACCGCGAACACGGCAUCCUCUGCCUUGCUUUCCAUCCUGGCUGGGUGCAGACAGACAUGGGGAACUCAAGUGGACACACGGCCCCGCUGACAGUGGAUGCAAGCGUAGGAGGGAUGCUGAAGGUGCUCUCCAAGCUCUCCGAGAAGGACAGCGGGUCCUUCCUGGACUGGGAAGGGAACGUUGUGGCCUGGUGAGGUGCUGGCCCGGCCUCGUGCCUGGAUCCUGGCAGUGGCCCCUCUGCUGCUGCCUGAUCUCUGCUAAGUCCUCAGUAAAACCAUAUCUGACAACA